Sycon ciliatum is the source of this 1504-nucleotide messenger RNA. RefSeq names its product triosephosphate isomerase-like. The coding region runs from base 163 to 918 and encodes 251 amino acids. Gene Ontology annotation, cellular component: cytosol. Lineage: Eukaryota; Metazoa; Porifera; Calcarea; Leucosolenida; Sycettidae. Gene Ontology annotation, molecular function: triose-phosphate isomerase activity. The record is from RefSeq and is a predicted model, not a curated record. Gene Ontology annotation, biological process: glycolytic process; gluconeogenesis; glyceraldehyde-3-phosphate biosynthetic process. The transcript has 7 exons.
CGGUUGCAAAAGCAAGUGUGUCGCAACAUUUUUUUGUGUGUUGUUCAAAGAAUCAAAGACACAGACAAAGUGCUCUUUAUCACCAACAAACCAGAAAAAGAACGGUGACCGACUCGAAGGAAGAACAGAAAGUCAAUUCGCGAGUAGAUCCGAUUUUUAGCCAUGGCAUCAAGAAAGUUUUUCGUAGGUGGUAACUGGAAAAUGAAUGGAGAUCGCGAGAGUAUUGGAUCACUUGUGCAGGUUCUCAACAAUGGUGAAUUCAAUCCUACUGAAACAGAAGUCGUCGUCGCACCGCCAAUGCUCUACGUUGGCUUGGUUCAGCAGUCCCUACGCCCAGAGAUCGCAGUGUCUGUGCAAACCUGCCAUGCAGCAGCUAAGGGAGCAUUCACCGGCGAAAUUAGUCCUCAGAUGGCAUUGGAUGUCGGUGCGCAAUGGGCAAUCAUUGGCCAUUCGGAGCGGCGCAAUGUCUUUGGCGAAAGCGAUGCGCUCAUCGCCCAGAAGGUAAAGUUUGCUCUGGAGUCCGGCCUUAAGGUGAUGUUCUGCAUUGGUGAGCUGCUGGAGCAGCGUGAGGCUGGCCUCACCAGCGAGGUGGUCAUCAGGCAGAUGGAGGAAGUUCGCAAUGCCAUCAGCCUGGCCGCAUGGCAGAAUGUUGUUGUUGCAUAUGAGCCUGUCUGGGCUAUAGGCACUGGCAAGACUGCUACACCCGAACAGGCACAGGAGGUCCAUCACCAGCUGCGUGAGUGGAUGGCUGCACAACUAUCCGCAGAGCUUGCCUCAGUGACCCGCAUCAUUUAUGGAGGCUCCGUCAAUGCCAAUAACUGCAGGGACCUUGCCAAGCAGGAAGACAUCGACGGCUUUCUUGUUGGUGGAGCUUCCCUGAAGCCAGAUUUCAUCACCAUCAUCAAUGCACAGUCGUAAUUGAUUUGAUCCACUGCCCUGUUGCCUGCACGAAUUUCCAGAUGAACAUUCGCUGACUGAUGCUCAUCUACGCGUAUUUUCCCGGGGACACCUAGUGCCUCGUCCAUAGCCCUUUUGGCCAGCUCUAUUUCUGGUUGGAGGUAGUCAUGUCACCGUAUUUUUAGCCAGGCGACCCGCUAACUGCACAUCUGUGCUGAAGUGCCCUCGCCGCUUAUUCUUUUCAAUACUAUUUACGAAUUUCACGCUUUAAUAGUUGCAGUAGACUGCACAUUCGCUGCCAUGUUUUUUUUGUCAGAGCACAUCAUGCUCUGCUAAUGGCACAGUACUGGUGUCUAGUCUACUGUUAGGUGUUACUGCUAAUUCUAGCUCUGAAAACAUGUAUGUCAAGAAGUCCAGUCCUGUUUAGGCAUGUCAUGUCUGUGUUAGCAUUCACUAUCAAUUCUUUUAUCUUCCUCAUCUUCAGCUAACAGUAUGCUGCCAUUGUGGCCGUAAUUUCGAACGGUUUCCACGAGAAAUUAGCACAGUAUCGAUACCAAGCGUACAGAACCCCCAUGGGUUAUGUACUCUUGUCGAUACUAGUACCUUG